UCCUGAACCGCCGCAUCUCGAGUGCCUUGGGGUGUCGGAAAUUCAACCAUCACGCAACCAUGCCGGCCCGAUUGAGCUUGAGGCCAAUCGUCGGCCCAGGCCGGGGUUUCGCGAGGAUCUCAGCUAGAGCUCGCCCGGCGACGAUCUGUCUGUUCUGCUCCCUCUCAAACCGCCCAUCACACAGCUUGCCGAGGACGAAGCGGAAAGCUGGCCCCGACACGCGACGCGCCGAAUCCACCCUUGCCUCGCCGGAAACGACGACGCCGACCCCAGACGCGCGAGAGGAGCUUGCAGCGGCCCUGAACGACCUCCAGAGGCACGCGGCCAACCAUGUCAACCUCUCGAGGAUACAGCUGGCGCUGCGGAACCUUGGCCAGCCGCCCGGCAGGGAGUCGAUACGGGUCGCUGUCCUGGGCAUGAGCAACGGCUCCGAGUCCGGGCGCACGGCCAAGAGGCUACUAAGGUUGCUACUCGUGGAUCCGCUGACGGCCGAGGAGGGCUGGGAGAGGCAGCUGGAGGGGCAUGACGCGUCGCAACCUCUUAUCGUGCGCAUUGGGCAGGAGGCGCCCCGGAAGGACGUGGCUAUUGCGUAUCCCAGGGACAGCUUGGUGCCGGGGAUCAAUGUCUCGUCGCCUUCUCUGAAUGGGAACAAUCUCGAGUUGCUGUUUAUGGAGGUCGGUCAGCUCAGCUCUGCGCAGCCGAACGAGGACAUCCGGGGCUUGGAGGACGCUGUCCUCGUGCCGACUGUCGAUAUUCCAAUGUCAAACACGGGCAGGUACACGCCCAUCACUACGCCGGUCCACAAGGCUCUGCUGGUAGGGGAUGGCAUAAUGGGUGCGGCCUCAGUAGUGUCCCUACCGCUCCUCCAGGAUCGAGACACCAUCGCUGCGGCCAUCAACCUCAAACAAUACUCUUCAGAGGACCUAUCUGGCUACCCCUUCAAGAGGGUCGAUGUCGAUACGGCACGCAAAGGCCUCAGGCUCUUCCGAGAAAGUGUGGGCAAUGCAAUGGAAUACGAGACGCUCUGGUCCGAAAGUAACGUUCCCGCCAUCAACGAGUGGGUCAAAACAGGUGCCCUGUCUAACGACGCCGGGAUUACAAAGGCACCAGUGCGAGGCCUGGUCGCGUCCAUCCUGCAGAACACAGCAGCAGCAAUCCAGGAAGAGGAGGCCGCGGAGUUGUCAGCCGCGCUCUCGUCCAAGGUCUCCCCACACUCUGUCGCGAACCUAAAUAGGGGCCUCUCAGCCUGGGCCCAGAGCGCCCACGAGGAGCUCCAGGAGCAGCUAGACGCGGCCUUCACGAGCCGCAAGUGGCGCAGGCUCGGCUGGUGGAAGCUGUUCUGGCGCGUCGACGACGUUGGCAUGCUCUCGUCCGAGAUGAUCGCCCAGCGCUUCCUGCCCGCGGCCGAGAGGGGCGUCAUCUACCUCGCUGGGCGCAUACGGGAGGCGGGCGCCGCCGAGGAGAGGCCCGAUCGGCCCACCUACCCGGGCCCCCUGCUCGCACCCCCGCCGUCGCCUUCUGACAAGGACAACGGCCCCUUGCGCCCGUCCAGCCCGGAGCUGGAGUGCUGGUGGCCUACGCACAUCUCGUUCACCAGGAAUUACCUACUGGAGGAGACCGUCCCGGCACUGCAGGCCCUGGCGCAGAGGCUCGUCGUACAGACUCUGAGCACCUCGGCCCUGACCACGUCGCUCGGCGCGCUGACUUACCUAUCGGGAUACUCGGCGUACGAGGCGGGCGCCGUCGCGGCGCUGGGGCUUGUCUGGAGCCUCAGGCGGCUGCAGAAGAAGUGGGAAACGGCGAGGAGCUACUGGGAGGGGGAGGUGCGGGAGGAGGGCCGCAAGGCGGUUCGGGCUGCCGAGGCGAGCGUGGCGCAGGUUCUAGACAGGCCAAAGGCAGGCGACGGGGGUAGCUUGGACGAGCUGACGAAGAUCAGGGGGAUCAUCCAAAGGGCGGAAGAUGCCUUGGCGAGGCUGAAGUAGGUGCCGUUGCCAUGUAGUAAUUGUAUCAAUAGGAGGGAGCAUGUUGACUCCAUUUUCUCUCAUGUGUGCGUCUUUGAGCCACGGCGAGAUGUUGUCAGCAUCUAAUAGACACCAUAGACGAAGCUGUUUCAUACAUACCC
This is a messenger RNA of Phialemonium atrogriseum, 2122 nucleotides long. RefSeq lists its product as uncharacterized. The coding region runs from base 60 to 1982 and encodes 640 amino acids. The transcript has a single exon. Lineage: Eukaryota; Fungi; Ascomycota; Sordariomycetes; Cephalothecales; Cephalothecaceae. The record is from RefSeq and is a predicted model, not a curated record.